This is a messenger RNA of Mya arenaria, 1347 nucleotides long. RefSeq names its product delta-like protein D. The transcript has 9 exons. Gene Ontology annotation, biological process: protein dephosphorylation. Bases 1 to 1347 code for a protein of 448 amino acids. Lineage: Eukaryota; Metazoa; Mollusca; Bivalvia; Myida; Myidae. The record is from RefSeq and is a predicted model, not a curated record. Gene Ontology annotation, molecular function: protein tyrosine phosphatase activity; scavenger receptor activity.
AUGGGUUGUUUAGAGAGCACAUGCUCUCCUACUGAUGGCGAUUGUGAUUGCAAAGAGUUUUACACAGGGGAUAAAUGUGAAGUUUGUGAAGACGGGCUUUACGGCGAAAUGAACUGUACUCAGAAAUGUUCUACUGGUUGCGAAAGCUUAACAUGUAACCCUAACGGAACGUGUAUAUGUAAGCCUGGUUUUACUGGAGAUACAUGUAACACGUGUGUUGAUGGCCGAUAUGGAGCAAACUGCUCUUUGAACUGCAGCCGAGGUUGCGAGAGGAACAAUUGCAGCUCACAGGACGGUACAUGCAACUGCAGGAGAAAUUAUAGUGGUGAACAAUGUGAAAACUGCAAUGCAGGUCGAUACGGAGAAGACUGUUCAAAACCAUGUAGCCUUGGAUGCUUAGACAACACUUGCUCAUCUACUGAUGGAAAGUGUGAUUGUAAACAUUUUUACACAGGAGCUAAAUGUGACGAUUGUGUAGAUGGGCGUUACGGUGACGGUUGUUUGAAUGAAUCUGAUUUGAAUGAACCGACAGAGAGAGAUAAACCAAACGAUGGUACAGCUGUUGGGGGAGCAAUUGGUGCUCUUCUUGUAGCAGCAGCAGUGGCUAUAUUUGCUGUCAUCAUUCUAAAACGAAGAAAUAAGUUAUGCUGCAAAAAGCCACGAGAUGAAGAAGUCAGCGAAGAAUCACCUGAGCCAGUUGUGUACGCUACAGUGCAAAACAGAAGACACACACCCGAUCCCGCUCUACAAAGGGAGUCAAGUCAUUAUGGCCAUCAGGCGCAACAAGCGCACACUUCAUUUACUGAGCACCAUGCUGAAACUGGGAACAACUUAUACGAAGAAAUUGCAAAAGCCACUGAUAAUUCAAACAUUGUUCAAGAGAAUGUCAAACAAGAAGAAGGACACAGAGUAAAUAUACGAACAGAACACGUUGAAAUGGUGAUGCUAGAGGAAACUACUGAAGAUGAUAGCCUUGAAAUUGAUGAAGAUGACCAAAUAGCACGAGCAAUAGCAGUCAAGUUUGAAGAGAAGGGCGGUAUAUAUUGCAACAAUGCUGAUACAAUAAAUAAACAAAAAGUUGCUGUUAACAGCUUUACGAAAUACGUGAUUGAGAAAACUGACAUAGAUAUUGAAGAAGAAUUUGAGAAAUUUCCUUAUGGAUUGACAAAACCAUACGCCGUGUCGCAGAUGCACGAACAUAUUCAACGAAACAGAUAUAAAGGGAUUUAUCCAUACGACGACACAAGGGUCAAACUACAUGACUUUGAGACAGAUUACAUUAAUGCUAGUUUCAUAGAUGGCUACAAUAAACGACAUGCGUACAUUGCAGCCCUAGGUAAAAUAUAG